Trematosphaeria pertusa is the source of this 732-nucleotide messenger RNA. RefSeq lists its product as uncharacterized. The coding region runs from base 1 to 732 and encodes 243 amino acids. The record is from RefSeq and is a predicted model, not a curated record. The transcript has a single exon. Lineage: Eukaryota; Fungi; Ascomycota; Dothideomycetes; Pleosporales; Trematosphaeriaceae.
AUGGCUCCCUCCGACUCGAGGCGCGGCAGUGGCUCUCCCGAGCAUGCAUUCCCAACUCGAACAGAGAACACUAGCAGCGAUUAUAGUAGCCCGUCCUACACCAAUUAUCGGAACAGCCAGGGGUAUGUGCCAAUGGCGGCAUACUCUCGCAUGCGUCCACAUCCCGCCCAUACUCCCUAUCCCGGAGUCCGUCGCGCCAGCCAGCCAAUCGAUAUCCCUGGCGCUGGCGGUUUCACUCCCGCUACUCCCCGAUUGCAGCCUGUUUACGGCGGAGCUUCACCUGUGGACGCUCCGCAACUGACCUCCCAUCGAGCAGGUUCGAAUAAUCCAUCGACUCCUCUCGUCCAGGUACCACCUCGGGCCAAUGUGGCUUCUCGACCUCCAUCUGGUGAUCAUGGGGAUAUGUUCUCUAUGGACCCACACCCAGAUGAAGGCGUAGGAGGAAAGCAUCAUAUGCCCACGUUCGGGGGGCGACCCGCACCAGGAGCAUUCGCGAUUUAUGAUCCGGUGACUGGAGAGAGCAAUGACGCGGGUCCUUUCCGACAACGGGGGCCGGUAUAUCGAGAUGGAACGCCUAUUUUCCCCCGCGACCAUUAUAUGGUGCCAAAGAGUGAUCAUAGAGGCGAGGGUCCGCAGGGUCAAGCUGGAGCUCACGCUAGAGUGACGGAUGGUAGACAGUGUUGUGGCGGAAAGGACAAUAGGAAAGGGUGGCGAGGUCCUUCGACUUAUUGA